GCAGCUGGAGGAGCUCGACGCCACCACGAAGAUCCCCUUCGUGAUGAUCGAGCUGACCGGCGAGGCGGAUGGCGAGGGGUGGGUCGAGAUCACCGGCAAGGACGAGUACCACGUCUACGCGCAGAUCCACGAGUGGUUGGAGAACAACUGGGACUGCGAGAAGAUGGAUCCAGGUGAUCUUUCUGACGAGACCAAGAUCCCUUUUUGCAAGGCGCAGUACAGAUGGAACGGCUCGCCUCCCAUGCUUGCGGGGAAGGCCUCAGCAACAUGGGCAAGGCCACCAUGCAGAUCAUCGAUCUGA
This is a messenger RNA of Prorocentrum cordatum, 301 nucleotides long. NCBI's taxonomy places the organism in Eukaryota, Dinophyceae, Prorocentrales, Prorocentraceae. The record is from the annotation of a GenBank genome assembly.